Oppiella nova is the source of this 2595-nucleotide messenger RNA. The record is from the annotation of a GenBank genome assembly. Lineage: Eukaryota; Metazoa; Arthropoda; Arachnida; Sarcoptiformes; Oppiidae.
AUGUUUACAGCCGUAAGACUCCUAAGAAGUGUCCUUAAGAUCAGAUAUAUUAUCCUCGGAUCUGCUGUUGGCGGAGGAGUUCAAGCCUCGAGAAAAUACGAAGAAUGGAAAGAAAGUCUUCCGAAGUUUAAAUGGUUAGAUGACUUGAUGCCAAGCGGUGACCAAAUGGACAGCUUUCGGUCCAAUUUGAUUGGUUUACGCGAUCGGUUCACUUCGGAGGACGGAUUUGUGGCCCAAAUGAACGCAAAUGCGAACCAAAAGAUUGAAUUAUUGAAGCAAUGGAUAGAAGAGGCGAAACAACAACGACUACAACAACAGGAAGAGUCUUCAGGAACUGAUGACAACAUGACAAGUCAUAUAAAAACUCCAUUUUUCACGUCUUCUCCUCCGGAGUCGAGCGAAGAGCCGAUGAGUGGGAAGAGUGGAGAAAAGGCUCGCAUUCAGCGAUUGCAAGACGAACUCAUUGCUGUUCAGCUCAAAUAUCAGAAAGAAAUCGAAAGAUUAGAGAAAGAGAACAGAAAUCUGAAGAAAACAGUUCUCUUGAGAGGAAAGAACAAUAGCGUCCGUAAAGUGAAGAAGUCUUUGAUAGACUUGUAUUCAGAAGUUUUGGAUGAGUUGAGUGAAUACGACUCGAACUAUAAAACUCAAGACCAUUUGCCACGAGUUAUAGUCGUCGGCGACCAGAGCUCUGGGAAGACAAGUGUACUCGAGAUGAUAGCCGGCGCCCGAAUAUUCCCUCGCGGGGCCGGGGAAAUGAUGACCCGCUCUCCCGUUAAGGUGACCCUCAAGGAGGGCCCCUAUCACUUGGCCCGCUUCAAAGACAGCUCUCGAGAGUUUGAUUUAAGCAAACAGUCAGAGUUAGCAGAUCUUCGGCGAGAGGUUGAGAUCAGAAUGAAGAGUUGUGUGAAGAAUGGGCGCUCAGUCAGCAGUGAUGUCAUCUCCAUGACAGUCGAAGGGCCCGGCAUUCAGCGCAUGGUUUUAGUAGAUUUGCCCGGAAUUAUAAGCACUGUUACCACAGAAAUGGCUGAAGACACGCGGGAUGCCAUCAAAGAGAUCACUAAGACUUAUAUGAGUAAUCCAAACGCAAUCAUACUUUGCAUUCAGGACGGCUCCGUUGAUGCCGAGCGCAGUAUUGUCACCGAUAUUGUCAGUCAAAUGGAUCCAAACGGCAAACGAACGAUAUUUGUGUUGACAAAAGUGGAUUUGGCCGAACAGAACAUGACUAACCCCUCAAGGCUUCAGAAAAUACUGGACGGAAAGCUGUUCCCAAUGAAGGCUUUGGGAUACUUUGCUGUCGUCACCGGACGUGGCAAUAGAGACGAUACCAUUCAGUCGAUUAGAGAAUAUGAGUCUCAGUUCUUCUCCAAUUCAAAGCUUUGCAAGACUGGUAUUUUAAACGGCUCUCAGUGCACGACUCAAAGUCUUAGUCUCGCAGUGUCUGAAUGUUUCUGGAAAAUGGUUAAGGCGUCCGUUGAACAACAGGCCGACGCUUUCAAAGCCUCGCGUUUCAAUCUGGAGACCGAAUGGAAGAAUAGUUUUCCCCGAUUGCGAGAACUCGAUAGAGACGAACUUUUCGAGAAAGCAAAGGGAGAGAUAUUGGAUGAAAUCGUAAAUUUAAGUCAAUUAAGCCCUGUUUACUAUUUUAAGUUUGUUUUCGAGGGAAUGGAAGAAUCGGGUUCUAAAGGACUCGACGAUGUGAUCAUAGCUGAAGCCAAUGGUUUCCUCAAGAAUGUUGACUUUGUAUGCAUUACUGAUAGCAAUUGGUUGUCAUCUGAGAAGCCGUGUCUCACAUACGGCUUGAGAGGUCUCUCCUAUUUCUAUGCGGAGAUCGAGUGCGCGGCCAAAGACCUGCAUUCAGGCGUUUACGGCGGAUCCGUUCACGAGGCGAUGACUGAUUUGGUGCUUCUUAUGUCCAAAUUAGUUGAUAAUAAGGGAAAGAUUUUAGUGCCCGGGGUUAUGGACGACGUGGCGCCCCUCACCACUCACGAGGAGGACCUUUACCAUAAGAUUGAGUUCGAUUGCAAUCAGUUCCGCGACGAUGUGGGCAUUCAAAGGCUAAUCCAUUGCGAUAAAGUCAAGACUCUGACCCAUCUCUGGAGAUAUCCAUCCCUUUCAUUGCAUGGAAUUGAAGGCGCGUUUGCUGGCGCGGGCGGUAAGACUGUAAUCCCGCGUAAAGUUGUGGGAAAGUUCUCCAUAAGACUGGUCCCCAAUCAGGAUCCGGAAAAAGUUGGCAAACAAGUGAUCGAUUACUUGAACAGUGAGUUCAAAAAGAUGGACAGUCCUAACAAACUGAGAGUUGUUAUGCCUAAUACCGGCAAACCGUGGGUUUGCGAUCCAAAUGACCCUAACUUUAUGGCCGCCCGUAAAGCCAUGAAAACUGUGUUCGGAGUGGAGCCGGACCUGACCCGUGACGGGGGAUCCAUACCCGUGACGCUCACCUUCCAGGAGGCGACCGGUAAGAAUGUGCUGCUGUUGCCGAUGGGAGGGCCCGAUGACGACCCCCACUCUCAGAACGAGAAGAUCGACAAAAGGAAUUACAUCGAAGGCACCAAAGUCUUCGCUGCCUAUGUCUAUGAAUUGGCGAAUUUGAGCUAA